This is a messenger RNA of Sipha flava (yellow sugarcane aphid), 627 nucleotides long. RefSeq names its product protein GVQW3-like. The transcript has a single exon. The record is from RefSeq and is a predicted model, not a curated record. The coding region runs from base 1 to 627 and encodes 208 amino acids. Lineage: Eukaryota; Metazoa; Arthropoda; Insecta; Hemiptera; Aphididae. Gene Ontology annotation, molecular function: nucleic acid binding.
AUGGAACAACGUAAUAUUGAACAGCGGUACGCGAUUAAAUUUUGCGUUAAACUCGGUGAUUCCGUUAUGAAAACGUACGGUAAAUUGGUGAAAGUGUUCGGUGAUGAAGCCCUAAGUCGUGCUCAGGUGUUUCGAUGGCAUAAAAAUUUUAAAAAUGGUCGUGAAAGCGUCGGGGAUGAACCGCGAAGUGGGAGACCGGUUGAAUCUCGAACUGACAACAAUGUUCAGCGUGUUCGCACUCUCGUGCGUCAAGAUCGGCGUUCAACCGUUCGAAUAUUGGCUGAUGAACUUAAUUUGAAACGAGAAACCGUUAGAAAAAUUUUAACUGAUGAUUUGUCCAUGAAAAAACUGUGUGCCAAGAUGGUACCGAAGAACCUUUCGGCGGAGCAAAAACACGUGCGAAUGUCCAUUUCACAGGAUUGUCUGGAACAGGUUGAAGCUGAUCCAACUCUUCUCGAUCGUGUUAUUACUGGUGAUAAAAGUUGGUAUUUUCAGUACGAUCCCGAAACAAAACGACAAAGUCAACAGUGGCUGUCUCCUGGUGCAGCCAGACCGAAGAAGGCGAGAAUGAACAAAUCAAAAGUGAAAACGAUGAUGAUUUGUUUCUUUGACAGCAAAGAAUACUAG